This is a messenger RNA of Pyricularia oryzae 70-15, 597 nucleotides long. Its product is annotated as cutinase. Gene Ontology annotation, molecular function: cutinase activity. The transcript has 2 exons. The coding region runs from base 1 to 597 and encodes 198 amino acids. Gene Ontology annotation, cellular component: extracellular region. The record is from RefSeq and is a predicted model, not a curated record. Gene Ontology annotation, biological process: carbohydrate catabolic process. Lineage: Eukaryota; Fungi; Ascomycota; Sordariomycetes; Magnaporthales; Pyriculariaceae.
AUGACUAUCGUCUUUGCCCGCGGCACCACAGAGAGAGGCAACGUCGGCACCGUCGUGGGCCCCCCUCUACUCGAUGCCGUCAAGCAGCUGUCCAAUGGGCUCGACGUCAACAUGCAGGGAGUGGAUUAUCCUGCCGACGUACGGGGCUUCAUGCAAGGCGGUGACCCACAGGGCAGCGCAAGAAUGAUGGGCAAAACACCCAAAAACAGGGCGGGCAUCAUCAAGGCCCUCGCGGCAGACUGCCCCAACACGGGCAUCAUAAUUUCCGGCUACUCCCAGGGCGCGCAGCUGAUGCACAACGCGGCGGACCAGCUCGAUCCCGCCUCGGCCUCGCACAUCACAGCGGCCGUCGCGUUCGGCGACCCGUUGAACGGGCAGGGGGUGACCGGGGUAGACACGUCCCGGGUCCUUGUUAUAUGCCAUGACCGUGACAACAUCUGCGAAGGUGGCGCCCAGAUCCGCCAGGCACACCUCACCUAUGGACAGGAUGUAGGCAAGGCGGCCAGCUUCAUCAUGCAGGCGGCCGCCGCUGGGCAGGGUGCUGGCCAGGGCGGAGUGGAGGCCCCCGGCGCCGGUGCUGCUGCUGGCGCCAACUAA